GACGAGACUUGUCUGAAUCAUCGCUUCCACUUUCUCACUCCGCCUGGGCUCUCUCUCUCUAACAUGAUCAUCGAGCGCGAAACAAUGCGGAGUAAAAAGAGUAAAAAACAGAGAUGCUUGCUCUCUUCCUCUCUUCUUCUUCUUCAUAUCCCACUCUCACUUUCCUCGCCAGAUCUGUAGCCAGACGAGCAACACUCUCGUCUCUGACAAUGUCGACGAACCUAAGAAGAACCACCACCACACACGCGUACGCAGGCAACCCCUUGAAAUCCAAAACCCCAAAAUCCACCGACUCCUUCUCUCCUUCCUCCGCUUUCGACUCCCUCAAAUCCCUAAUCCCGCAGAUCCCCAAUCACCACACCGCCACGCCUCCUUCCCCCGACUUCAGAGUCCUCCCCUUCAGCAAAGGCCGCCCGCUGGUGUUCUCCACUGGCAGCGGCGGAGACGGAGAAGCUUCCGCGUCGCCGAUCUGGCAUCUGGGAUGGAUCAGCUUGGCUGAGUGCAAGGGUAUGCUUGCGAGCCGCGGGGUUGAUCUGGACGAGAACUCGCUCGUGUAUUUAGGACCCAAGGUGGAGGAAGAUUUGGUGUGUUGGGCGGUUGAUGUGUCUGAAGAAGAGGACGGCGUCGUUUUGGUGUUUGAAAGUAGGAAGCUUUGUUUCGUCGAGCUUCGGACUUUGAUGGUUGCUGCUGAUUGGGUGGAUCAGCGAGCUAUGGAUGAAUUGGCUAUCGCAGGACAUGCUAGGGCGUUGCUUGAGUGGCACAGAGUAUCAAGAUUCUGCGGAUCUUGUGGAGGUGCAAAUGUUCCAAAGGAAGCAGGGAGAAGAAAGCAAUGCUCAAACGAGGCUUGCGGAAAGCGGGUUUAUCCCCGGGUUGACCCGGUGGUUAUAAUGUUAGUUAUUGAUCGAGAGAAUGAUCGUGCGCUUUUGAGCAGACAGUCUAGAUAUGUACCCAGGAUGUGGAGUUGCUUAGCUGGAUUUAUUGAGCCAGGGGAAAGCUUAGAAGAGGCUGUGAGGCGAGAAACAUGGGAAGAGACAGGCAUUGAAGUAGGAGAUGUUGUCUAUCACAGCUCUCAGCCUUGGCCUGUGGGACCAAGUAGCAUGCCAUGCCAACUGAUGCUGGGGUUCUUCGCUUUCGCCAAGACUCUUGACAUUAACGUAGACAAGGAAGAGUUAGAAGAUGCUCAAUGGCACAGUAGAGAAGAUGUGAAGAAAGCACUGACGUUUGCAGAAUACAGGAAGGCCCAAAGAACAGCUGCUUCAAAGAUAGAGCAAAUCUGUAAAGGUGUGGAGAAAAGCCAGGGUCUAUCAACAGAUUUCAAUGUUGAAAGCGGUGAGCUGGCUCCUAUGUUCAUCCCGGGGCCAUUUGCAAUUGCUCACCACCUGAUCUCUACAUGGGUAGAUCAGGGUUCUGGCAAUGUUCACUCAAAACCGCAAGCCGUCUCUCGAGUUUGUAGCUAGAAUGUCACGACUUUAGUGCUUUAGAGAAAUCAAACAGAUUGUUAUAGCAGCUUUGAUGCUUAAUCUGAACUGCAGAGUUCAAUCUUUGCGUAGACUUGAAAAUUUAAGAUGUGUUUAUGGAGAGUUUAUUUUUUACUUAUAUAAAUAGAAGGCCUUUUAAUAA
Molecule: messenger RNA, 1620 nt
Organism: Raphanus sativus (radish)
Lineage: Eukaryota; Viridiplantae; Streptophyta; Magnoliopsida; Brassicales; Brassicaceae
Product: nudix hydrolase 19, chloroplastic
Exons: 6
Coding region: 114-1457 (447 amino acids)
Biological process (GO): NAD+ catabolic process; NADP+ catabolic process
Cellular component (GO): cytosol
Molecular function (GO): NADH pyrophosphatase activity; metal ion binding
Source: RefSeq, a predicted model, not a curated record